AUGGGCACUGGUUACUACAUCCGUAAGCCUGUUGGGAUAGUGGGAAUCAUCCUGGGUGCUGGGGCCCUGGCUACCAUCAUAGCUCUGUCUGUUGUUUAUUCACAGGAAAAGGCUAAAAAUAUUGUCCCACCAACAGAUGCAGGAACAACAACAUCCAACCCCCAUGUUACAACCACAACACCUGCCCCAUCCAACAAGCCUUGGACAACACCUGCCCCAUCCAACAAGCCUUGGACAACACCUGCCCCAUCCAACAAGCCUUGGGACAAAUACCGGCUGCCCAACAGCCUGGUUCCGGACAACUAUAAUGUGACCCUGUGGCCACGACUGACUGCAGAUCUAACAACCGGACUCUACAUCUUUACAGGUCAUUCCAGUGUGGAGUUUGAGUGUGCCGAGGAGACUGACCUGAUUCUUAUCCACUCCAAUAAGCUGAACUACACCAAACUUGACAAUGGCAAGUUUGCGAGGCUUGUUUCAGUCAAUAGUGCGGUCAAAGCCCCUUCAAUCAAGGAUUCGUGGCUCCAGAAUGUGACUCAGUACCUGGUCCUUCAGUUGGAUGGUAAACUGGUUAAAGGUCACAGGUACCACCUCUACGCUGAAUUUACUGGAGAGUUGGCUGAUGACCUGGGAGGCUUCUAUAGGAGCGAGUAUAUAGAGGAUGGAGUGAGAAAGAUUAUUGCUACUACUCAGAUGCAGCCAACAGAUGCCAGGAAGGCUUUCCCCUGUUUUGAUGAGCCAGCUAUGAAAGCUGUUUUCUAUAUUACUGUAAUCCAUGACCAUGGCACAACAGCCCUGUCCAAUGGCAAGGAAAAAGAAUCAACUAACAUCAUCGUUGAUGGCCACAAUCUGCUGAAGACGGUUUUUGAGCCUACUGAGAGAAUGUCCACCUACUUGUUGGCAUUCAUUGUCAGUGACUUCACCUACAUCAGUAACACCACUGAUAGAGUUUUAAUCCGUAUCUUUGCCCGGAAGUCUGCUAUUACUGCUGGGCAAGGAGACUAUGCCCUUAACAAAACUGGACCUAUCCUUAACUUCUUUGAGAAGUAUUUCAAUUCCAGCUACCCUCUGCCCAAAUCUGAUCAGAUCGCUAUACCAGACUUUAAUGCUGGAGCCAUGGAGAACUGGGGUCUGAUAACGUACAGAGAGACAGCACUGCUCUACGAUGAAGCAUUCUCCUCCACCUCCAAUAAGGAGAGGAUCACUACCAUCAUUGCUCAUGAACUGGCUCAUAUGUGGUUUGGUAACCUGGUGACCCUGAGGUGGUGGAAUGACCUAUGGUUGAAUGAAGGCUUUGCAUCCUAUGUAGAGUACUUAGGAGCAGAUGAAGCUGAGCCCGACUGGAAUGUGAAAGACCUCAUCGUGCUCAAUGAUGUCCAUAGGGUGUUUGCAGUUGAUGCCCUGACCUCUUCUCAUCCCUUGUCUUCUAAUGAAGAUGACAUUCAAAAACCAGCACAGAUCAGUGAGCUGUUUGAUGCCAUCUCAUACAGCAAGGGAGCAUCUGUUCUGAGGAUGCUGUCACAUUUCUUAACAGAAGAAGUCUUCAAAAGGGGACUCACGACCUACUUGGCUGAAUUUGCUUUUAAGAAUGCGGUCUACACAGACCUAUGGACACAUCUCCAAAUGGCUGUUAAUGCUACUGGCAUUUUACUUCAUGACCCUGUGGAGAAUAUCAUGAACACCUGGGUGCGGCAGAUGGGCUUUCCUGUGGUUACAAUAGACACUGAUACUGGAGUUGUAUCCCAAAACCAUUUUCUCUUGGAUCCAGACUCCAAAGUCACAACUCCAUCUCACAACUAUGAAUGGAUUGUUCCAAUCACUUGGAUGAAGACUGGUGUCAAGAAGGAACUAGUAUGGCUGAGGGAGAAAUCAGACACAUUUGAUGCAAUGAGGGCAACAGGGUCUGAAUGGGUGCUGGCCAACCUUGAUGUUGUGGGUUACUACAGAGUCAACUAUGACAGAGGCAACUGGGACAGACUCCUAAGCGGCCUGAACACCAAUCACAUGCUUAUUCCAGUGAUCAACAGAGCUCAGCUAGUGGAUGAUGCCUUCAACCUGGCCAGAGCAAAGAUUAUCCCCACAGUGCUGGCCCUCAAUACCACCAAGUACCUGAAAAAUGAGAAAGAGUAUAUGCCCUGGCAAUCAACCUUGAACAACCUGGACUUCUUCUACCUCAUGUUUGACCGCACCGAGGUUUAUGGUCCCAUGCAGGAUUACCUAAGGCAACAGGUCACACCUCUAUAUGACUACUAUAAGAACGUAACUGACAACUGGAUCAAAAUACCGGACAGACACAUGGACCAGUAUAAUCAGGUGACUGCUAUCAGCCUGGCUUGCAGGACAGGUCUGGGGGAAUGCCAAACUUUGGCCGAGAGGUGGUUCAAGAACUGGAUGGACUCAGGGGAAAACCAGAUCCACCCCAAUCUCCGCUCCACUGUGUACUGUAAUGCCAUUGCAGCUGGUGGUACUAAAGAGUGGGAGUUUGCUUGGUCAGUGUUUCAGAAUGCCAGCGUUGCUUCAGAAGCAGAGAAACUGCGCUCAGCCCUGGCCUGUACCAAGCAAACCUGGCUGCUCAACAGGUACCUGGAGUACACUCUGGAUCCAACAAAGAUCCGAAAGCAAGAUGCCACCUCCACUAUUGUCUACGUCACUAACAAUGUGAUCGGACAGUCUUUGGCAUGGGACUUUGUCAGGGCUCGGUGGUCAUACAUUUUUAAUGAGUAUGGUGGAGGAUCAUUCUCCUUCGCUAACCUCAUCAAUGGAGUCACCAAGCGUUUUUCCACAGAGUUUGAGCUUCAGCAGCUCAAGCAGUUCAAGGCGGAUAACGCUGACGUUGGAUUCGGCUCUGGUACCCUGGCAGUGGAUCAGUCCAUUGAAAGAACCAUGGCCAACAUAAAGUGGGUUGCAGAGAACAAGCAGAAUGUUCUGGACUGGUUCGAGGCUGAAGCAAUAUCCAAAUGAUAUACAACUAUAUAUACACAGCUUACUCUGUAUUUAGUUGUAUGUCAUGUAAUUUAAAAAUGU
This is a messenger RNA of Monopterus albus (swamp eel), 3024 nucleotides long. RefSeq names its product aminopeptidase Ey-like. Gene Ontology annotation, biological process: proteolysis; peptide catabolic process. Gene Ontology annotation, cellular component: plasma membrane; cytoplasm. Bases 1 to 2961 code for a protein of 986 amino acids. Gene Ontology annotation, molecular function: zinc ion binding; metalloaminopeptidase activity; peptide binding. NCBI's taxonomy places the organism in Eukaryota, Metazoa, Chordata, Actinopteri, Synbranchiformes, Synbranchidae. The transcript is spliced from 21 exons. The record is from RefSeq and is a predicted model, not a curated record.